This is a messenger RNA of Theileria orientalis strain Shintoku, 1377 nucleotides long. RefSeq lists its product as hypothetical. The coding region runs from base 1 to 1377 and encodes 458 amino acids. Lineage: Eukaryota; Apicomplexa; Aconoidasida; Piroplasmida; Theileriidae. The transcript is spliced from 7 exons. The record is from RefSeq and is a predicted model, not a curated record.
AUGAUUUUAAAUAAUUAUAUCAUAUUUUUAUUAUUAUUGAGAUGUGUAUUUGUGUACUGCAAAAACCAUACAACAUACACUCUUAACCCUAAUUCAUCGCAAUUAAAACUACUAUCGUUGCCAAAAGAAGCUAUGUUUUUGGGCGAUUUACAUAAAAGUUCUAACAAAAAUAGGUCAAGGAAGAAAAUAAACACUCACUUUUUACAUGAGAAUCCCAAUGAUGAAAACGGAGAAGAUUAUUAUAAUUACGAACAAGAGGUACAAAUAUUAAGCCCCGGUCAAUCUAACUUAAACUCUGAGGAUAGUUACAAUUCAUCGGGGGGGCCAUCAGAUGAUAAUGGGCCUCGGUCUAAUUAUCAACCUGAUUUUCAGGGUCAAUCGCAGCCAGAAAAUGGUUUUUUGGACGAGUCGUCAUCGCAGCCACUGAAUAACCAGCAAGAUACUGAUCAGGUGGAAGAGAACAAAAAGAUCGUAGACGAUAUAGCCAAGGAGGAGCACAUGAAAGAAAUGAACACCAAUGCUGGCCAAAUGUUGGAUUCUGCCAAACAGGCAAAAGAGAAGGCUGACGAGUUGCUCAAUAAGUUUAAACAGGGCCAGUACACGACGGAAACGAACAAACACUCAAUGCCAAAGGACGAGGCCGGGAACAUUAUCAUUACUAAUACGACCACGACUCCUGCUCCCAAACAUGAGGAGGAGAAGGUAGACCCCUUAAAAUCAAUCAGAGAUGCUACUCUAAGCCUAUUUGAGAGGGCAAAGCACAAAAAUCUUCCUGUUUCAGAUCCAGGCCACUUAUCUACGCCAGAACAAAUAUAUGCUGCCCUGAACAGCCUGGAGUAUAUAAUCGAUGGGUACCGUUACAGUAAAAUCGACGUCAAAGAUGCAAAGAACCAGGAAAACAACAUCGCUGAUUCCGGCAGCACCUCCGAUGUGGGAGAGGGUGACUCACAGCUCGUUUCUUCUGACGAUUCUAACACCUCAUCGUCCAACGGUGGUGACGAGGAAGAAGAGGAAAACAUCAUGGAUCCUGAUAGGUUUUUGCAGGUGAAACACAAAGACGAUGACGACGAAGAAGAAGAGGGGGAAGGAGGCGAGGAUUCCAACGACGAGAACGAGGAAGAUGACAAGGACGAGGACUUCCACAGGGACGAAUCUGAGGAGGGCGGGGAACUUUCCGAUGAAAACGGCUCUGGUGAAGCCUCCGCCUACGAAGGAGCUGGCAAAGGCGCUCGUGAGAGCAAGGGUGCUGCUCUUACCCCGCAGCAGGCCGUCGAGGACUUGAAGGAGGUCCUCGCCAAGUUGACUUCCGUGCUUGAGCAGGUCGUUAUUGACAGCGUCGGCGUCAGGAACGUAAUUGUAAAGUCUGAAUCACAUUAA